Messenger RNA from Strongyloides ratti, 1023 nucleotides. RefSeq names its product PDZ domain-containing protein. Gene Ontology annotation, cellular component: cytoplasm; plasma membrane. The coding region runs from base 1 to 1023 and encodes 340 amino acids. The record is from RefSeq and is a predicted model, not a curated record. The transcript has 4 exons. Gene Ontology annotation, molecular function: protein binding. NCBI's taxonomy places the organism in Eukaryota, Metazoa, Nematoda, Chromadorea, Rhabditida, Strongyloididae.
AUGUCAGUAUUUUACCCAUCCCUUGAGGAUAUGACAGUGGAUCAGUAUAUUGUGUCUCACAGACAUCCAUCACACCCACUUCCAACUGCUCCAGCAUAUUAUUAUGCUCGUGAUUCACAAAAUGUAAGUAAUAAUAUAACAAAUGUACCAAUAUAUGAAGCUAUUGGUAAUGAUGAUAAGGGUAGAAAAAAAGAAUUGGGUAGGCAUUGUAAUGAAAAUUUGAUGCAAUUUGAUGCUUCAAAAUUUAAUACUGAUAUGUGUGGUGAGGACAUUACAACAAUACCAAGAAAUAAUCCUGAACAAACUAUUAUUUCAUGGAAUAAUGAUGAUAGAAGAGUAAUCCAAAGUAAUGGUGGUAUACAUAGUGAUGUAACUGAACAACUACCAAAUGGAGCAUUAAUGGUGGCACCAGUUAGUAUGUUAUCAAGUUCCUUAUCUAAGUCUGUUGUCCAUCAUGGUGUUAGGACGACAACAUUAUAUAAAGAAAAAAAUGGUAGAGUUGGUAUAAGAUUAAGAUGUAUUAAUAUGGGGAUGUUUGUACAAUUUGUUGCUGAAGACUCUCCCGCAUCAAUUGGUGGUAUACGUUUUGGUGAUCAAAUUUUAGAAAUUAAUGGUAUUGAAUUACUAGGAUUAUCAGAAAAUGAGGCAAUGGACUUAUUAAAUUCAUCUAAAGAUGAACAGACAUUAGAUCUUGUCAUAAGAGAUAGACCAUUUGAGAGGACAAUUACUUUACAUAAAAAUAAUGUUGGUUCCUUGGGAUUUGCCUAUGCUGAUAAUAAGAUCACCCAUAUUAUUAAAAGUACAUCUGCAUCUCGUAAUGGAUUACUAAUAAACCAAAGAAUUCUUGAAGUUAAUGGGCAAAAUGUAAUUGGAUUUAAAAGUCCACAAAUGAAAAAAAUUCUUGAUGAAGCUGAGCAAACAGUAACAUUAACAAUUAUAAGUAAUGAGAUGUAUAAUGAAUUAUUAAAAAAUGUAUCAUGGAGUUUGAUAUUAAAGAAACAGGACCAUUCUGCUCCAGAAUAA